Messenger RNA from Haliotis rubra (blacklip abalone), 2141 nucleotides. RefSeq names its product sodium- and chloride-dependent betaine transporter-like. Bases 160 to 2079 code for a protein of 639 amino acids. Lineage: Eukaryota; Metazoa; Mollusca; Gastropoda; Lepetellida; Haliotidae. Gene Ontology annotation, cellular component: membrane. The record is from RefSeq and is a predicted model, not a curated record. Gene Ontology annotation, biological process: sodium ion transmembrane transport. The transcript is spliced from 15 exons.
AACUCGAAAGGUGGAAGUUUCCACUAUGUCGUUCCGCUCCGGUGUUCGCGACACGGUCUCACAGAUUUUUCUAUCAAACACAUUUCUCUUUUCCUUGCUCAACGAACAGGUUGUUUCACAGCAGGGCUACCAUCGCUCUUUAGCAGAGAGGACAAGUACAUGCUUGGAGAUACAUACAUCAACGGAGCCAUGGCGGUUGACGAGAAAGAAACCUGCUUGUCCGAGCUUGCCGGCAAUGGGAGGGUAUAUACUUCAAUCACACACGAGGAAGCCAAUGUGAGGAAACCACAAUGGUCCAACAAGUUUCAGGGCAUCAUUGCUGUUCUUGGAUUCUCAGUAGGACUGGGUAACCUGUGGAGGUUCCCCUACGUCUGUCAAAAGAAUGGAGGUGGGGCGUUCCUGAUACCGUACUUCAUCUCUACAACUGUGUUAGCAAUCCCCCUCUUCAUCCUGGAAGUUGCUCUCGGUCAGUUUUCUGGUAAAGGACCUAUAAAGGUUUGGGCGAUAUGUCCUCUCAUGAAAGGUGUUGGGUUUUGCAUACUGUGUAUCAGUUGCAUUAUCGUGCCGUACUACAGCAUGGUGUUUGCCUGGGCCCUCUACUACAUCUACAGCUCCUUCUCCGCCGUCCUGCCCUGGACGACCUGUGGCAACUCGUGGAACACACCACGAUGUAUUGCUGUAGGAGACGCAAGACCAAAUAGUUCGGUAUCCACUAACACAACUAUACAGGAUAUGAACAGCACACUUUAUCCAAAUGAAAACAUUGGAUAUGUACACAUCAACCGAACAAAAGCAAUUACAAAUAGUUUUGGGCAAACAUCUACAGAGGAAUUUUGGCAGUACAAGGCUCUAGGUGUUUCGUCAGGGAUAGACGACCUCGGCGCCAUGCAACCUCAUCUCGUCAUCUGCUGGUUAAUCACAUGUGUCGCCGUAUUCCUUUGUAUCAUGAAAGGAAUCAAAUCUUUGGGAAAGGUGGUGUAUGUCACAGCGUUGAUGCCAUACGUCCUCCUCUUGGUGCUACUGGUGAGGUCGUGCACGAUGCCAGGUGCUGUGGAUGGAAUUCUCUUCUACCUGACUCCAGACUUCAGCCGCCUUGAGCAUCCCCAGGUGUGGUUAGAAGCUCUUGUUCAAGUGUUCUUCUCCGUUGGCACGGCAUGGGGAACCCUCAUUGUCAUGGCAAGCCACAAUUCUUUUCAUUCCAAUCUUAUAAGGGACUCCAUCAUCGUAACUGUGAUCGGCGAGUUGACCAGUGUCUUUGCUGGCUUCGUGGUUUUCGCGACGGUUGGCUUCCUGGCUCAUGAGUUACAACAACCUGUGGCUGACGUCGUGACUUCAGGUCCAGGCAUAGGUUUCAUCGUCUACCCAGAAGCUGUUGCGCUACUUCCGCUUCCUCAGCUGUGGUCUGUCUUCUUCUUUUUAACGAUGCUGAUGAUGGUCGUCGACUCCAUGUUUGGAUAUGUGGAGACAGCACUGGGCUGCAUGGACGAUCUUCUGCCUCAGAGGUUUCACACCCGGCACUAUCAGCCCAUCAUGGCCGCUGUGUUCAUGGCAGCUGUCUUCACUGCUGGUCUUGUUUUCACCACACAUGGCGGAGUGUACGUGUUCCAGUUGGUGGACUGGUACAUGGGUGCAGUUGCCUGUUUCGUCAUUGCCAUACUGGAGUGUGUGGCUGUUGGCUGGUUCUACGGCGCUGGGCGAUUCUCUGCUGAUGUUGAGAGUAUGGUUGGAAAACGCCUCCCUAUAAUCUACAAAUUUGUGUGCUUCGUCGUCCUUCCCAUUCUCUUACUUGUCGCAUUGGUUUUCACUCUGGCUUCCUACAAGCCACCUACAUACGGCGAGUACAACUACCCUGGAUCUGCCGUCGUAUUUGGCUGGUUUAUUGCCCUCGUGUCCGUCGUUCCUAUCCCAGUUACCAUGGUGAUACAAAUACUCAAGAUGGAAGGAUCCCCGGCCCAGCGCGUGAAAGCAGCCAUGGCGCCGACGACUUUAUGGCUAAGAUACAGAGCGAGACAUGGAGUAGAAGACAAGUCAGAAUCCAGAUCCUUGAAGGACAACUUCCUGUUUAUCCUCGGACGAUAGUUACACAAUGAAAGCACAUGAUGAUGUAUUUGUUUUGGUAGCAAUGUGACUGUUGUCAAAAA